This is a messenger RNA of Colias croceus (clouded yellow), 922 nucleotides long. RefSeq lists its product as uncharacterized. NCBI's taxonomy places the organism in Eukaryota, Metazoa, Arthropoda, Insecta, Lepidoptera, Pieridae. The record is from RefSeq and is a predicted model, not a curated record. The coding region runs from base 215 to 907 and encodes 230 amino acids. Gene Ontology annotation, biological process: regulation of transcription by RNA polymerase II. Gene Ontology annotation, cellular component: nucleus; transcription regulator complex. The transcript is spliced from 4 exons.
UCACGAGUUUAAUUUUUAAAUUAAGAUGAAAUAAAAUAACAAAGUAUUUAAUUAGAGUAAUAAAUUAUAUUAUAUUGUAUAGAGCGUAUGUAAACCUGAUGUAAUUAUAUCCAAAAAUAAAGUUUUAAAAAUUCAUAGUUUUAGAAUAGAAAAAAGGACUAAAAUUGGUUGAUUAUUGGUUGAAUAAAAUAAUAUCUUACCUAGUACCUACAAUAUGCUGUCGGAUUUCGCGAAAGAAAAAGUAUUCUGGACUAGAAAGAUGAAUUUAAAUUUAGUGAAAUUUAUUCAAAGUAGGCCAAAUAUAUGGAAUCCAAAACAUCCUAAGUACACCUCAAGUGAAUCAAAAGAUCAGACUUAUGCAGAAUUUGCUGCCAAGUAUGGGGAUGAAUUUUCUGGUCAAGCAGUGAAAGAACGAUGGACUAACAUAAGAUCCACUUUCGCUAAUUAUUUACGAAAAGUUAAAGCCAGUUCAGACUCACAGAGCGAACCAUAUAAAGUAAAUUGGCAUUUGUGGGAACCGUGCCAAUUUUUGGUAAAAGUAAAUAGAAGCUAUAGAAAUGACACAGGGCUUGAUGAAGAAAAAAUAACAAAAAAUACAUCAGACUCUGAAGAGCAAAACCAAGAUUGGGCCAGUGACCAUUCACAGGACAGUUUUACAAAUCCGACCAAACUUACUUGUAUGGGUAUAGCGGAAAAUCUUUUAUCAGUAUUUAAAGGUGUUCAAAAUGAUGCUUUUGGCUUAGAGAACAGUAAAAACAGUAAAAUAGGCAAAGCAGUGGUGGAAAAAUUAAAUCAAAUGGACUCUUUAGAAGCGGCUAAGGUGUCAAUGAAAAUUUUGGAAAUACUUUGGAUGUACGAUGAGAAUAAUCCGAUAAAUCCGAAUAAUUUAAAGCCGGAGCUGUUUUAAGUUAGUUAAUGUAAG